Messenger RNA from Condylostylus longicornis, 3983 nucleotides. RefSeq names its product NK-tumor recognition protein (gene srl). Gene Ontology annotation, molecular function: RNA binding; transcription factor binding. Gene Ontology annotation, biological process: positive regulation of transcription by RNA polymerase II. Gene Ontology annotation, cellular component: nucleus. The record is from RefSeq and is a predicted model, not a curated record. The transcript is spliced from 9 exons. Lineage: Eukaryota; Metazoa; Arthropoda; Insecta; Diptera; Dolichopodidae. The coding region runs from base 247 to 3366 and encodes 1039 amino acids.
CCGGUUCGGUGUAAUAAAAAACCUAAACCAUGUGUUCUCUUAAAAGUGAAAUAAAGAAAAACUUUUUAACUUGUUAAAUUUAAAUACAUAAUUUCCAAGUCAAAAUUAUUAAAAAUAAAACAGAACUAUCUUCAAUAAGAAUGCUUUUAGAGCAUGUUAAUUUAUAGCGUUGUAUUACUUUCAAAUCAUUCUGUUUUUUAAAAGCUUGAAAAAUUCUGAGGACGUGAAAUAUUUUAUAAUUGUAUAAUGGAUUCUGAGUUAUUAAGCGUUUUUCGUGAUGAUCAGUUUGACUGUAGUGGAAGUAAAUUUGAUGAAAAUUACUGGAACAUAAUUAACUGCGAAAAUUUCGAGACUCAACUUUCGAACAAUUUAAAUGGGAUUUUGCCUAUAUCUCCGGUAGACGAAAAAAUUACAUGCUUUGACGGUGAUUUACAGGAUUAUAAUUAUUCCAAUAGUAUCGCGGAAGUAAAUGACACAAAUAUCAAAAAUCAAAAAAGCCAGAAUUUCAGUUUCUCAGAAAUUGAUUCAAAUAUUGAAAUUAUUGCGGUUGAUCCGAAUGCAGAUUUUGAUGAUGCAGAAUUUGAUAGUAGUGAAUAUGAAAAAGAUGAGCAAGAAAAUAACAAUUACCGUGAAAUUGAUACUGAUAAUGAAAAUAAAAGUCAAAUAUCAUUUAGAAGUAGAACUGAAAGUUCUUCAAUAGGAGAUUAUGAGAGUCACACAAGUGACGAAAGCGAAGUUGAACAUUCAAACAAGUAUGAUUUUAAUUUAAUUCAUCAGCCUAUAUAUGUUGAGAACGAAAAUAAAAAAAGUGUGCAAAAUGUAGGAAAUGAUUCAAGUUGUAGGAAUGAUACAGCAAUAAGUCAUAUUGACUUUGUUGGAAGCAGUAUUAUGGUAGCCACAAAUAAUUCAAAUCAAUCUAUAGAAAUAGAUACAGAAACUUUUGAUCUAGCUACUUUUAUUACAGAAGACAAUUUUAUUCAAACAAAACUUUCAGAAAAUUCUUCAUUCUCGAAUGAUAAAUCUUUAUGUUGUAGCUAUGGUUAUGAAUCCGAAGAAAUGAUUGAUAUAGAAACGAUUGACGAUCGAACUAAGGAAACUGCAACUUCAAAAAAUAAAACAUCAUUAACAAAAAAUGACUCGGAUAAACAUAAAAGAACCUCACAUAUAAAUCUUAUAUUUGAAGAGGAUGAUAUUAAAGGUGAUCCUUCAUGGGAUCCAAGUUAUGAAAAAAAAAAUAAAAAUUGUACAGAAAAACCGAAUGAAAAGGCAAAUAAUAAAAAUAAAGAGAACAAUAUUAAUAAAAAUCUAAUGAAAGAUAUUAAAACAACUAAUAAUUUGUUUAGAAAAAAAAACAUUAAAAUACUAAAAAGUGAUGCAAAAAACACAGCAAAAUUUAAGCAGCAUUCUCAUGAUUUGGUUCGCAAAUGCGGAGAAAUCAAUGAUUUACCAAUUACGCCAAACCCUUCAGAACUACUUGAAUGUUCAGAAAAACAUGAAAAAAAUUCACUUGACAUUGAAAGUCAGAAAGAUGGAGAAACUGAUGGAAAGCUGCUUUUAAAUGCAAAACUAGGAGCUCCAGCAAAAAAGAAACUGAACUUGGAAGAAUAUUAUAGAAUGCGACAAAGUGAUCAAAAAGACAUAUUCAAAAAAGUAUCUAUGACAAAUUCAGCUACUCUAUUUAAAAGUAAAACUGCACCAGCACCUAAUAUUAAGGAGCCUCCAAAAGAAAAAGAACAUUUUUCUUUUAGAAAUUUAUCAAACUCAAACUCAUUGCUUAUUCCUAAGGAAAUAUUUAAAAAAAAUUCUACAAAUUUAGAUCCUAUAACUGAGGCUAAAAACAAAGUGCUGAGAAUGCAGGAAAUGAAAAGACGUGCAGCACAAAAGCGUUUGAUUGAUAUAACUGUUUCUUCUAAAGUGGGGCCGGUAACAAAAAUAUUGCCACUUGAAGAAAUAAUUAAACCGAAUUUUAAAAAAAUUAAUAAAGAAAAACUUACACCCGGUAAUUCUAAAGUUCAAAUUGAAUAUGAGGAAAUUAUAAUCGUUUCAGUGAGUUGUAAUACAGAUAUUAAAAUCCCGCCGAAAUUUGAUAAAAUUUCUGUCCAUAAUAAUACUUCAAAUUCAUUACUGUAUAAUAUUAGCAAUACAAUAGAAAAGGUGAGGCAUAAGGAAAAUUUAAAAAUUUCAAAUAAUUCCUUAAUAACAAGCAUAAAAAACGUAGUUUUGCAAAAAACUGUAGAGGAUAAUGAAAAAAAUGGGAUUAAAAUAAUAAAUUAUGGGAGCCAAUUAGAAACGCAAAACAAAAAUAAUUUAGAUCAAGAUAAAAACCCUACAGAAGAACAUGGCGAAGAUAAGAUAAUUAUGCAUUUACCGAAAAAUCGUAUAAGAAACAAAAUGGAAAAUGUGGCCACCCAAACGGAACUUUUACCUGAAUUUCCAUCAUUAGAAUUAAUGAUUCCAAAAACUGUAAAGACACAAAAUAGGAAUCGAAAAAAGAAAUGUAAAACUAAAUACUCAUCGCUCUCAUCAAAUUCUGACAGAGAAACUGAUGCCGAGUAUACCAACAUUCGUUCAAAUAAUUACAGGUCACAUAGCAGAUCCACAAGUGGUGGGUUAAGUCAAAUGUCUCCCACUGAUUAUAACUAUAACUAUAGUUGCCCAGAUUCGAAAUUUAAGUCUGAUUUAUAUGAUUUGAAUAGGAAUCAUAAUCGUUCCAGACGCAAAAUCCGAGCAAAAAUUUACAGAACUAGAAAUUACAGUGCCAGCGAUCAGUCGACAAGUAGCAGUUAUAGAAGUAGAUCAAGCAGCUACAGUGAUAGAUCAGAAUCGAGAAGUAACAGGAGCAAUAUGAGAAAGGGGCGUAGAUCAAAAUCAAACCAUAAAAAUUACAGGAAAACUAAAAAUAAAGGUUGCCACACAGAAAAUUCUCCAGCUGUUGAAGAGCGUAGAAUUGUAUAUGUCGGGCGAAUUGAAACUGAAACAACUAAGGAGGAUCUUAAAAAGAAAUUCAUAGGAUAUGGUCCAAUAAAACAAAUAACUUUACACUACAAAGAUACAGGAAUGAAAUAUGGCUUUGUCACAUUUGAAAAAGCUGAAGACGCUUUCAAAGCCAUAGAUAAUGGUACUUCGGAUGUUAAAAUAAACAUGUAUGACAUAAGUUUCGGUGGCAGACGAGCAUUUUGUCGACAAUCUUAUGCGGAUUUAGAUGGUGCGGCAACCAACACGUUUCAGUUGUAUUCAUAUGGCUCAAUACCGAGUAGCCGGAAUAGUUUGUUGUCAAAUAAUGAUGAAGACGAUUCGUUUGAGUCAUUAUUAAAAAAAGUUCAACAAAAAUUGUGCUCCUCAAAAUCAUCCUCCCAAAAUAUUUGACAUACAUAUUUUAUAACAAAAAAGUCAUGUGUUAUCCUGAAAAUUUUAGAAAAAAUUUGAAUUCUACCCUAUCUUAUUGUCUUUUAACAAUACUUUCUAUAGAGGAAAUUUGUAGGAUAUUUAUUUAACAUCAAAAACAUAUUUUAAAAUAUAACAGUAACUAAGUACAUAUAUAAUUGAUAAAUCGAAAAAUACUGAUAUGAAAAAUUUUUGAUUGUUGAUAUUUUUUUACGCUUGUAGAUUUAGAGAAAAACAAAAAAUAAUUUAGCCAUAUACGGACUUGUAAGGCUACCGAUACAUACUAGUUAUUAAGCUAAUAUGAAACCAUAAUAUGAAAAAAAAAUUUGUAAAUACUAUUUUUUAAUUAUUUUAAAUAUUAUUUUCUGUAAAUUAUAUAAUUAAUCAUAAUUUUUAUACAUGGCGAUUAAAAUUAUGGAAAUUUAAAAUUAGCGUACAUAUGUAUUAAGAUUGGAGUUGAAUAAAUUAUGUAUGAAUACGUAAAUAAAAAUUUUCAAACUUCUUUAAGAAUAUGUAAUUUAAAUUAACAUACUUUUGAAUUAAAAUACAAAAUUUUAAAUGGAUGUAUAAAUAUGUAAUUUAAAAUUAUAUUCUAGAAU